Blepharisma stoltei is the source of this 540-nucleotide messenger RNA. NCBI's taxonomy places the organism in Eukaryota, Ciliophora, Heterotrichea, Heterotrichida, Blepharismidae. The record is from the annotation of a GenBank genome assembly.
AUGCCUCAUGAUCGAUCUCGCAGAAUAGACAAUAAAAGAGUAUUUGUAGGCAAUUUUGAUGAAAAAGUGGAAUGGAAAGACUUAAAAAGGCACAUGGAAAGUGCAGGCGAAGUCACACGUGUUGAUAUAAUAAAAUCAAAUGACGGGAAAAGCAAGGGAUGUGCAAUAGUUGCCUAUGCAUCUGCAUUGGAAGCUCAGAGAGCUCUCCAACAAUUAGAUAACACAUUAUUUAAUGGAACUAGCAUAAAAGUAAGAGAAGAUCAAGUAGCUAGAAGAUCAAGAUCUCCAAGGAAAAAAAAUCAAAUUUAUAUCAAAAAUUUACCUUAUUUUGUAACCUGGCAGCAGCUAAAAGAGGUUUUUAAUAAUUUUGGAGAAAUUGUGAGGGUAGAUAUCCCAAUUGACACAAAUAAAAGAAGCAAAGGGUAUGGAUUUAUUACGUUUCAGACUGAUGAGCAAGCACAAAGAGCAAUUGAGUCUAUGAACAACGCAGAGUUCAAUGGAAGAAAAAUUAUGGUUAAGCUUGCACAAAGCAAAAACUAA